Molecule: messenger RNA, 1526 nt
Organism: Zerene cesonia (dogface butterfly)
Lineage: Eukaryota; Metazoa; Arthropoda; Insecta; Lepidoptera; Pieridae
Product: EGF domain-specific O-linked N-acetylglucosamine transferase-like
Exons: 3
Coding region: 263-628 (121 amino acids)
Cellular component (GO): endoplasmic reticulum lumen
Molecular function (GO): protein N-acetylglucosaminyltransferase activity
Source: RefSeq, a predicted model, not a curated record
AUCAUCAUAAACAUUUCAGAUAUAUGGAUGUGAAAGAAGUGGUUUGUUUCAUGCAUUUGCCAAGCACAUUUUACAUUCACUUAAGAUACCUCUGCAUAUUAGAGCAAAUGAUAAAGUAAGGAUUACAUUAUUAUCCAGAGGCACUACUUAUCGAAAGAUACUUAAUGAGGAGGAAAUUGUGAAGGAGUUACUCAAGAAUAAAGAAUACCAUGUGGAGCGAGUUGUUUAUGACAGAACAAUACCUUUCUCACAACAAUUGGAAAUGACACACAACACUGAUGUGUUCAUAGGAAUGCAUGGAGCUGGGUUGACACAUUUACUAUUUCUCCCUGAUUGGGCAGCAGUGUUUGAAGUAUACAAUUGUGAGGAUCCUAACUGCUAUUCGGAUUUGGCCAGACUUCGCGGUCUUAAAUACGUCACAUGGGAAAAUAAAACGAAACUAUUUCAGGAGGACGAAGGACAUGGCCCCGGUGGUACAUCGCAUGCGAAAUUCACAAAUUACUCUUUCGACGUCGAAGAAUUUUUGAGAUUGGUGAAAAUAUGCGUCUCAUAUGUGCAGCAAAGACAGGACUUCCAAAAUUUUGUGAAGGCAUCUAUUGAAUCUCGACUUAUCAAUGACGAGUUGUAAAUUGUAUUGUAGAGUAAGACUUAACUCAAAUAUUGUGAUACUAACUUGGAAUUAUUUUAUAGUACAAUUUAUGGUGUACAAUUAUUUUUUUUAAUUUAAGUUGCUUAUAUAUUUUCAGAAUUAAGCAUACUAUCUAUUCUCUAUCUCUCAUCUAUCAUUAUCUAGUCCUCUUUGAAAGUUGUAAAAGUGACAAUGGGUUAUGGAAAGUGGUCAUGGCAUCUUGCGUAUUGCUUGCUAAUUAUUCCGUUUUUUAUAAAAAUAGGGUCAGUGACUUCUUUAUAACUAAUAACCCAUCAAAGCGUCACAGAAGUCGGAUAAUGUCCACGUUUUACCAGACUGUCUAAUUUGGAUACUAAGCUUUGAAAAAUCUUUUACUUUUUUCAUUUACUGACUAAUAAGUCGAACCUACGAAUAAACCAUAGUCCAAUUAGCUCCAUACCUCAUUUGUGUAAUGAUAGCAUUCAUUCUCUACCACCCGACACCAAUUAAAGUAUUUAAUAUUGAUUGGUUUAAAUAUAUUUUUAAUAUGUAUUAAUGAAUAUUCAUAAAAUAAUGAAACAUUCCAAAUUCUAUGUAAUGCUAUUUUUUAUAUUUUAACAAUAUUUCGGGCCAGUAUCGGUAUCCUAUAUUUAUGUAUGUUAACAAAAAUAUUAGCCUUUUCAAAAGCCAAAAGUUAUGUUUGAAGUUUUAUAUUUAACUACGCGACAGAAGUUGUAUUCGUCACUUGUGUGUCAGGCUUCGUCGAAACUUAGUUAUAAGUGAUCUCAAAUUUAGUAUGUUACGUAAGGAAAUCCUUUAAAAACUUAUUUUAAAAAAUAUCGUCAUUAGUGUCAUCCUCUCUCUAUAAUGCUUUUUAUCACUACUCUCGUGAUUAAUUAAGACAUAAUAUCGCUUGUAA